CAUGGGUCCCGGGCCGCGCGCUCUGCUCGCCGCCCUCCUGCUGCUCCUCUGCGGCGCCGGCCCCGCGCUCGGCGACACACCUGCCAACUGCACCUACCCCGACCUGCUGGGCACUUGGGUCUUCCAGGUGGGCCGCGGAGGUUCCCAGCGCGACGUCAACUGCUCGGUGAUGGGACCACCAGAAAAAAAAGUCGUGGUGCACCUUCAUAAGUUGGAUACAGCAUAUGAUGACUUGGGCAAUUCUGGCCACUUCACCAUCAUUUACAAUCAAGGCUUUGAGAUUGUGUUGAAUGAUUACAAGUGGUUUGCCUUUUUUAAGGAUGUCACUGAUUUUAUCAGUCAGUUGUUCAUGCAGCUGGGAACUGUGGGGAUAUAUGAUUUACCGUAUCGGAGGACCAAACUGGUUGUUAAAUAGAGCAUCUGUUGAGGGGCUCUUUUAAAACCACAGCCCCAAACAGGCUUUGGGGCUGAGAGGCAGAGCAGCCUGCAGCACUGGACCCACCUACCUCUCACAGCUAGCGGAGGCUGGCCUCCUAGCAGCCGCAGAGCCUUCUGGAGUCUUUAUGUGCAUGUAACAUGCAGAGGCGUCCUGGUGACCUACCUCCAAGGCAGCUGCCCUACCGAACGUUUCCGUGGAAAGCAGCCCAGCAUCAUGUUGGAAUGUGGUCAGAGACUACGCAGGAGAAAGAAAAAAAUAUUCUGGAAGUCUUAGGUGGCCUCACCUUGCAGCCUUUGAGUAAAAGGAACAGUACGCAACAUGAGGUUUUUUCUCUUUGGGACACUCUUCUCUUGAAAUGAUUUUUCCAAACAGGCUGGGAUUGGAAUUUUAUUUUUCAUUUUGUUCACAGUGCAAAUUUUAUUCCCAGUUACAUUACCUUCCUGAAGGCCUUUUCUGAUGACCUUGAGGAACCCCAGCGCCUGUUGUAAGGAUAAAAUAAGGCUUCAGAAUAUCUUGAGAUGCGCAGCUAUGUUGUUAUUGGUGGGAAGAUGGUCCUGUGGAAGAGGCUUCCUGAGAUGAGCCAAACUCCCAAAGGGUGUCUUCUUGUAGAUCAUAGGCUGGCAGUAACCUGGCCAGAAAGGGGCUAAGAACUUGAGGUACUUUUACCUUACAAAAAUCCUACAAAGUAAACAUCACUAGUCUUCAUUUCCUGGGGGGGAAGGAGGGUAAUUGGUAUCAGAGAGUAUUUAAGCUCCCACAGCUUAAGUGUUAAAUGAUAAGGGCUAGACUUUCAAACCUAAGCAUUUCCUUGGGGCUAAAGAGGGAAAGAAAGGCCCUUUCACAGGGAAGUACAAGUACUUGGAUUCGCAUUUGGGUAGAUUUUCUGGUGAGUCGCAGUCUGUAAACAUCGCAAAUGUCAGUUUAAUGGAAUAGAAUACGCACCACAUUGGCUCCUCUUGAGAUUUUAGAAUUGGCUUGAAGUUUAGGUUUCCUUUCCAAAUGAGGCUGUUCGCUCUUUCCCAAGCCAGGGUCCUGUCAUUUAAGACAAAAAAAAUUACCUUCACCUUCCCUUUAUAGUCCCCCAAAUUGUAAGGAGAGCUUUGUAAUCUUCAAAUUAAGUGCAAUUUAAGUACCUUUGCCAAGUUCACUUCUCUUAAUACCACUAUUGUUCAUACCGAUGGCUAUCAUUUAGCUCUUUCCUGCUGAACAAUGGCCUAGUUUCCUCCACAGUUGUUCAGACCUGAUUAAUAUCAGCCUUGGUAAACCAAAAAUGUGGGCCUCCACCUAAUGCAUAUUGUCUGGGAGGACUUCCCUCCUGCACCCCUGCUUGAACGGAGGAAUCUUUCUCUAGACAGCAGGUUGCCAUCGUUACACUGAGUUCAGAUAACUUGAUGCCAUCUGAGGGUCUCUGGUCUGCAUUUCUGGGAAGGCUGUAUCUUACAACGAUGAAGUUAACAGUACAGCCAACUGCUACCUGGAUACUUUCUUCCAUCCUACCUCUGGACCCGAUCAUUCCUCUUCACUCAGGACCUUAUGUCACCUCUGUGAAACCCUCCCCUACUCUCUGUUAGUGGGAGAAACCCCAUUAUUUUGGUUCUUGUGCUUUGCUGGUACCUCCACUCAGGUAGUGCUAACCCUGCUGGAAUGGAAUGAUGUGACUGCAUGUUUUCAUCGUUGUCCAGGCUGAAAAUCUCUUAAUUUCCCCAUAUAUGUUAAGCAGCUCAUGCCCAUAGAGAUUUAUAGAUACUUGGAAGAUUGACCAUGCUUCUCUUGUCUUUUCAAAGAUUUCUCACAGGUAAUGCGGCUUACAAAUAAUUAAUUCUAUAGGGUAAUAGAAGCACAAAUCAGGAAUAGUACUAUGUGUAUAGUUUGGGUUCUCUGCUCUAAAAUAUAUCAGGUUACCUGCCUCCAGUGUCCUGACAGAGUUGUAUGUUUUCAAACUGAUUUUCAGGAUGUAAAUACUGACAAAGCAACCAAUGUGUAUAAAACAUGUAUUACGGAAUUUAAAAUCACCCCUACAAAAGUGAUUUUUUUGUUUGUUUCUCUAAGAGUCACUGUGCAUCUAAAUGCUUGUAUUGAUUAUGGAAGAAGAGAAGAUUUGGUGGGUACGAAAUUGCAAAUACAUGUGUUAGAAGGCUGCAUGAUACAGGACUGCUUAGCAUUCUCUGUUGUAAUUGCCUGCUUGUCCUGUCCUCUGGUCGUUAAACUCCGUGACAGCAGGGAUCAACUCUGUAUUAUUGACCAUUUUAUUUUAUUCCCUAUGUAUAGCACAAUGUGUGAAAAUGAUAGGGCUUCAAUAAAUAUUUGCAAAAGAAAGAGAACUGAGUAAUA
Miniopterus natalensis is the source of this 2770-nucleotide messenger RNA. The record is from RefSeq and is a predicted model, not a curated record. Lineage: Eukaryota; Metazoa; Chordata; Mammalia; Chiroptera; Miniopteridae.